AUGUCUGCAAAUCCUAUUGGUGAGAAAUUUUCAGCACCUGUUCCACAGGCAUUAGGUGCUCGAGAAUUUAUGAUAGAACGACUGAUUCUUAGAGAUAAUACGCGUGAAUUAUUACGUCAGAAUGGUCAAGAGGAAGCAAUUGAAAAUGAUUUAAUUACACUCAGUGAAUGUGAAUGUCGAAUGAAUGUUUAUGAUCCCACUAAAUGUAAAUGUCACGCUUGUGAAGGACAUUUUCUUCUGGCACAAUUUUAUUAUGAUACAGAACAAUAUGAUAAAGCAUGGAGAUGGUAUUCAAAAAUUCAACAUGCUGACCUAAGAGCAUUCUAUCAACUUGCUGUUAUGUGUUUUGAAGGAGAAGCACCAAAAGAUUGUACUCCAAAAGAUGCUUAUCAAAUGAUGCUUGAAAUAACAUCGAAAGAAAAAGAUCCACACAGUUUUUUAAUACCGUAUGCAGAAUUUCAUUUAGGUAAAGCAUUUUUUCAAGGCUAUGGUGUAGAACAAUCUGACGAAAAAGCUGAAAGCUGGUGGUUAUUGGCAGCUCGUGAUGAUAGACAUGAAGCAGUAAUAGAAGCUCAAACAGCUCUUGCUUUUUUUUAUUCAAGAAAAAAUACAGAUGCCUAUAAUUUAAAUAAAACAUUGUAUUGGCAUAAUCAAGCAUCAAGAAAUGGAUCACUUGAAAGUCUCGGAGCAAUGGGUGCUAUGAAUUUAUUUGGUAUUGGCACCAGUAAAGAUAUUAAUCAAGCUAUUGAUUGUUUACGACAAGCAUCUGAACGAGGAAAUAUUUAUGCUAUAGGCCUUCUUGUUUAUGCUUAUUAUACGAGAAAAUUAUUCACAAAAGCUACAGAUUUAGCAAAAAGAGUAUCUGCCUUGAAUGAUAUUAAUGAAUUAUCACGAGCAUCAUGUUGUCUACCACAAUAUAUUUGCAAAGGUAUUGCUAUAGCAUCAUUUAUUCUUGGUAGAUGUCUUGAACUUGGUCAUGGUAUAAAAAAAGAUUCUAAUCAAGCUAUCAUGAUGUACAAAAAGAGCUUCCGAUAUGAUCCCGAUGCGUGUCAAUUGUUACAAGAUUACUUAACACAUGAAAAGAUUUGA
Messenger RNA from Rotaria socialis, 1089 nucleotides. Lineage: Eukaryota; Metazoa; Rotifera; Eurotatoria; Philodinida; Philodinidae. The record is from the annotation of a GenBank genome assembly.